AUGAAUGAAAUUCCGCAAAAAUUCAAUAGUAUGGAUCAAAUGAAUCAAGUUUUUAAUCCGAAUCAACAAACAAUACCGCCAGCUCAGCAACAAUUUCCUCAAGCAGUAAAUAUUCCUGUUUCGACUCCAAAAAUAAAUCCUGAACCAGCUCCUUCAUCAGAAAUCCAGAUUUUUCCAUUGACAACUGUAAAUAGCAUCAUAUUUACUGAUUCCUUUUGUAGUGCUGUUGUUCGUUUGCCCCAAAAUUUAUUAAAAUCAAGAAGUGAUUGUGUCGAAUUAUUAUCAUACAGAGAAUUUAAUCAUAUAGUUUCAACUCUAGGUAUGAAAAAUAUGAAAAAUAGGACAAAACAAGAAAUGCUGAAUGCAAUUAUCUUUCGAACUGGUAGUUUAUGGCCUGAAAUACAUAGUAGAUGCCAGCAAUUGAUAAAAAUCAUUGACCCACCGCCAGAGGCUCCAAAGAAAGAAUCCAAAAGUAAAAAAGCUCAAAAUCAAAUUCAAAUUCCUCGUCAACCGAGAACUCCAUUCGAUCCUCGACUUGCACAAAUUCUCUCCGACUUAUACAUGUCUCCCACAGAAAGCUGGAAUGAUUUUCUUGUUACUUCAAACCCUGAUGAAACAAAAAGUCUUAUUGAUGCAAUUAAGUCGAUAAGAUCAGAAGAAGUUGAAUUAUCUAACACAACGUUCCCUACGGAUAGUUUUAUCCUUCAAUAUAUCUCGGGCCAAUCUCGAAUUACAAAUUCUUAUCUGAACCAGUUUAAAGCUGAUGCUGAAGAUCUGAACAACAUAGUAUAUAACCUCACAAGGAACGAUCAGCCGGAUCAAUCAGCCAAUGUAAGAAACAAAGUUAAAAUCUAA
Molecule: messenger RNA, 855 nt
Organism: Trichomonas vaginalis G3
Lineage: Eukaryota; Parabasalia; Trichomonadida; Trichomonadidae
Exons: 1
Coding region: 1-855 (284 amino acids)
Source: RefSeq, a predicted model, not a curated record